UGACCGCGGCAGCACGUGACGCCGCCCAACAUGGCUGCGCCCUGCGGCCCCGGGGCGCUGCCCCGCCUGCUGCCCCUCUUCCUGGCCCUGGCCCUGGCCCUGCUGCUGGCGGCGGGGACGGACCCGGACCCGGACCCGGAUUCGAAUCCGGAUUCGGAUCCGGCUCCCGGCGGGGCCUGCGGCUGCGGGGCCGGCCGCGGCGGCGGGCGGGAGGCGGCGGCGCGGCGCUACGCGGCGGCAGCGGGCGGCGGCGGCAGCGGCAGGAGCGGGCCGAUGGUGGCUAUUCCGGGAGGAGAGUUCACGAUGGGCACCGAUGAGCCGGAGAUCCGGCAGGAUGGAGAGUGGCCUGCCAGGAGAGUGCGCGUUAACGGCUUCUACAUGGACCAGCACGAGGUCAGCAACAAGGAGUUCGAGAGGUUCGUGAAUGCUACCGGGUACCUCACGGAGGCAGAGAAAUUUGGCGAUUCCUUUGUGUUUGAGGGAAUGCUGAGUGAAGAAGUGAAGUCUGAAAUCCAUCAGGCAGUUGCAGCUGCUCCCUGGUGGCUGCCUGUGAAGGGGGCCAACUGGAAGCACCCCGAGGGGCCUGACUCCAAUAUCUUCAGCAGAAUGGAUCAUCCGGUUCUUCACGUUUCCUGGAAUGAUGCUGUGGCGUUUUGCACAUGGGCAGGGAAGCGAUUACCAACCGAGGCUGAAUGGGAAUACAGCUGUCGAGGGGGCCUUGAGAAUAGGCUUUUCCCUUGGGGCAACAAGCUUCAGCCAAAAGGCCAACACUAUGCUAAUAUCUGGCAGGGAGUGUUCCCAAGCAACAACACUGCAGAAGAUGGGUACAAAGGAACUGCACCAGUCACUGCAUUUCCUCCCAAUGGAUAUGGCUUGUACAACAUCGUAGGAAACGCCUGGGAAUGGACAUCUGACUGGUGGGCUGUUCAUCAUUCAGCAGAGGAAGCUCAUAACCCCGAUGACUAAAUCCGAGAAGUGAACUGCUCCAUUCUCACAGAGCUUGUUUUGUUCAGACACAGUUAUCUGUAAUGAGAAAACGAGUUAAACCUCUCUGGGCAGGAGCUAUCUGUUGCUGCAGGAUUUGAGUAUCCCCAUGCUGUGGUCUCGUGUGAUACGCUGGCUUUGUCUGGUAUGCUGGACGUGAUCACAGCCCUGUCUGAGAAGUCAGCAAAUGGAAGCAGCUUGAGGAGCCUGUUAAACUUUUUCUGCUGGUCAGUACGUAGCAGAGGCUGACAUCCUGCUCUUCCAGAAGGAUGUUGCCAGCAUGAGAAAAUGGGCCCAUCUUGGGGUCUAAAUUGCCCUAGAUCUGUACAAGCAGUUUCAUCACCCUGGUGGAGAAUCUGGAGACCUGAUGUGUACCGAUCACGUUUUCUAUUCCUAGUAUUGAAGCAAGUUUGGCAGUAGAUAAUUCCAGAACAAAUAGAAAGUUGUGUUAUGUUUAAUCCCAUACGGUGCAUGAUGAACAUUAUGCAGUGGCUGUGGCCAAUUUCAAGUUAUUGUAUCCCAAUAAGAUCCUUCAGGUCUUUCUGGUGGCUUAAGCUAUGUAUCAGAUGAUUAUAUUUACACAUCUCUUCCCAAAUAACUGAAAUGUUGGGAAUGUAGUUUUUUUUGUUGUUUUUGCUCGAUUUAAAAGAAAUAGGAUGGGCCAUUCUUUACUUCUUGUUGGCAGGCAGUCAUAGUAGUUCAACAAUAGUUUAAAAAAAAAAGGCAGCAACACUCCUUUCCUUUGGAACCUUGGCUGUGUGGGAUUGCCAGGUGCUAUUUCUCGGUGUGUACAAAUAAGUCAGAUGAUGCCAUUUGAAAAUUUCAUGAUCAUUCAAAUUUUCUGCCCAUUUCUGUAAUAAUUCAGUAAUAAUGAAAAGCUGUAUUGGAUGAAUUCUCUUGAAUGUAUAAAUACACACCCGUCUCUUUCAAACACCAGCUCUUGCCUUGCAUACGUUCUGUGUUGAAUUAAGGUGCUGGUGACAAACGAGUUAUUUCACUUCAGAAUUUUGCUAUGUUAUGCAAACUCACAGUCUCUUACGUUUAGGUUUUUAAAUUCAGCACAAACAUUUGCCAAAUGCUUCAGAAAGGAUUUAGCAAGGAGGUGUCAAUAAGGAUGCUGUUAGUUUUUUUUCAAUUGGGAAGCCAAGUGUCAGGAUGUAAGGUCUGAGGCCAGGCCCUCCAAAGUGAAUUCCAAAGAGUUCUUCUGAUUAAAUGGAUAAAGAAACUGAAUCUCAUAAUGUGAAAAGCUGUCCCAAAAUAGCCAGGCUGCAGUAUCUUCUGAGACAUUAAAAAUGAUUAGCACCAUAUCUAUCAGAGCCAAUCUCUUAAGUCUCUCCAGAGUACAAGUCAAUGUAACCUAUAUAUAGGAUACGUUCCUUCUGCCUAAAAGACUAGGAGUUCUUCUAGAGGGUCAGUUUGGUGAAAGGUUUUCUUAUUUUUUUUAACACAUUUAGUGUAACAUCUGAAACCUUCCAUCUUCUAGAACUGGAGAGAUUUUGGCUAUAUUGUGGGUUGGUAACAAGGAAUGUAACAAGGAAUUUUACGCAUGCUUUUUUCCUGUAAUUCAUUGGCUUGCAUUCACAAAUAAUUACCAAGAGCAAAAAAUAAACUGAGACAUCUGAAAGUGUUUUGUAAAUUGUUUGCUGUCUUCUCAAAGUAUUAGAUUUAUAUUGUUCUAUAACAGUGGUUUAAAAAAACAACAACAGAACUUCUUUGCCAGGUAUAGGGCCAUAUAGGACCUUUACUGUGUGCUCCAGCAGUUGUAGCUGUGUAGCUGGACAAUGAACCUUCUUCUCACCCUAAAUUAGCACACCCCUCUUCGUUCAGAGGAGCUGUUUCGGAGCUAACAGCAAAGAUCGCUGCUCUGUGUUUGCAUUGCAGUUUUUAAUGGGAAAUCCUGCUCAACAGCUCCAUUGUUUUCUGGUUUGUCUUGUUCUCAUGUGGCUUUUUUUAGGUCAGUUUUCUGAUGCCUGGCUGUACCCUGGCUUCCCUUAAAAUGAGAUUAACAGGUUGUUUGAGUUGAUUGUGCUUGUUCUUCGUGGCUUAUCGUACAGCGGGGCUCAGUGCAUCUGCAGGCAAGGUUUGGAAGUCAGUUCCCAGAGACCUUGGAAAAGGAGUGAGCCUGCCCUGCGGGGGAGCACCCAGGCGUGGAAAUCAGAGGACACAGUACGUGGGUGUGUUUUUCCUCGCGUGUUUGUAGGAUAUUCAGUGCAGUAGGCCAAACUUUUUUUUUUCCUACCAGUUCUCAUAAAAGCUUUUGCACUAAAUGUGAGACUGCUGAAGGUGCAGAAUGGGAAGGCUCUUAGAGCAGUCACAUUCAGUGGGUGCAGCUGAGAGCUUCUGUAGCACCAGCAUCAGCUUUCAGGGCUUUCUGGGAGUCCCCGUGGAUCUUACUCAGUGUUAUGAAUGCUUGUCCAGGGUUGGUGUGUUUGGAACUUCCAUGCUGGUAACGCAGGAGCAGGAAGGGGGACUGCUGUAUGCCUCCACAGGGGUAGGACUGCAGUGACCAGGGGUAACCAAACUGGACAGCUGGCGUCCUCAGGGCGCUGCUUUUCUCUGUGCAAUCCCCUCCCAAAGGACCUCUUUCCUAGAGGGGAACUAGUCCUGCAUUCAGGAGGUGUUAGAGGUGAAAAUUUCCUUCGGUGAGUGUAGUUUUAUAUUGGUCAAGGCCUUUUUCUUGAGGCAUGUACAGAAUAAAAAUACAUGUAAAUGUUGAGAGGCUUCUUAGUGGCUGUACUACCUUUUAGGCUUUGCUUGCCACUUACCUGAUAAAACACCGUUUAUUUUCUUGAUCUUGUUUGUCAUGUUAUAGGACGCUUUGGCUCCUUCCUAAAAGUAGUUUCUCAAUGCACAGGGACUGUAGGCAGCAUGUAAGAACGCUUGGUAUCAAUACUGGAAACCAAGUAUCGCAGCAGUCUGAUGUGAAGGACGAUUGCAGUAGUAACUAUUUCACAGCUAAAAGGACUGCAGUGGGAGAAUUGCUCACCUGUGUAAUAAGUGUGUCAAAUCACAGAAUCAUCUAGCUAGCAGAAGAGUGUUAUCAAGGAAGCCCAGCUUUCUCCUUGAACUAGUGGGCCAUUAUUUGGAGUUGGAAUUGAAAAAGAAUUGUGAAAUAACCUUGUUAAAGCAAUUCUAGGGCCAAUUUCAUAGGCAGUUUAAAUAAAUCACGUACAUUACUCUGCAAACGUACCUGCAAUUACAAAAUUGUUGCUCGUAAGUGCAGUGCUUUCUGCAGACCUUUUUAGCUGUCACAGUCCCACAUAACAACAAAUUUAGUACCCAGUGACUGGGAGAUGUUACAGAAUGCCUCGCAGCGCAGUCUCUGACUUGUGUUGUGAGUCUGCACUGGGGACUGGGAAGAGAAUAAACACCAAGCAUUGGAUAUUGCAGCCCCUCGUCUCUAACUGGCCACAGAUCAGCAUAGCUGUGCUUAGAAAAACGGAGCUGCUCUGUGCUCUUAGAGGCUCACGGGUCCGCACGGCGAUGAACGCAGGGCCUUGGAUGUGUUUGUGUAGCCCCCUGCGGAGGUGGCACGGAGCAGUGGAGCUGACAAGUCAGCUUUCACUGAGCGUGCAGGCUGGUGUGUGAAGGUACGUAAUCUGUCUGAGGCUACAAAAUCAGAACUGUUUUCAGAGAUGAUUACUCUCAUGAUUGCCACUGUGCUUU
Cygnus olor (mute swan) is the source of this 4650-nucleotide messenger RNA. It is a transcript of the gene SUMF1, whose product is annotated as sulfatase modifying factor 1. The transcript has 8 exons. The record is from RefSeq and is a predicted model, not a curated record. Bases 31 to 966 code for a protein of 311 amino acids. Lineage: Eukaryota; Metazoa; Chordata; Aves; Anseriformes; Anatidae. Gene Ontology annotation, cellular component: endoplasmic reticulum.